AUGCAUUCUUAUGAUUCUAUAAUCGAGAAUUAUACCAAUUUCCUGAAAAAUGAAUUGUUUGAAGCUAAGAAAAUCAAUGAUAUCGAUAUUUCAGUUCCCUUAGAUCGAAGCUUUUUUUCAGAAGAUCUCCUACGUGGUGACUGGCCCACGUUGAAUAAUGAAGCGAUCGAAGAUGAAGACGUUUUCGCUCUUAAAGAAGCUGCAAUCAAGAAACUAUUUUACCAAUUCACAAAUUUAAACGAAAAGCAAUGUGUUUUGGGCUUUACAGUAGUAAUGGACUUCUGUCAUACAAUGAAAUACGAUGAAGCUGACAAUUCGGCAAAAAACUGGGCAUUCAUCUUUUUCGAGCUGUUCAGACUUGCAUUGGGAUUUUUGAAGGUACCAUCUGGACUGCUGCACUUCUGGCCUUAUGUUGAUUCGCGUUUAAGCUGGUUUAAAGAGGGCCUCUCCGUUGAAUCACAAUAUGGCCGCACCAAUCUAAGUGCAAUAAAAGCACCAUUCUCGAAGGUCGUAUUCCAGCUUAACAAAAUGUUGCAGUCAAUGCAACUUCAUUCUAAGUUAUUGUGCCCAUCCCACUACAAACUCGCAAUGAAAAUGCAUUGGUUUUUAGCCCAAUGUCUUUCCCCUAAUGAACAAGCUAACACCAACAAACGAGGAAAUAUUGCGAAGGAAAUGCCAGAGAAAUUAUGGGAAAAAGAUGAUUUGGAUCAUCAUCAAUCAGGGUUUUCUACUCAUUGGCAUGAAGUUCAACAAAAUAUUCUUCAAGAUCCAAUACGUUGGGCUUUCAGCGAUCGCUUCCACCAACAAGCUUUUGAAAAGCCACUGACUUACCUUUUGGACGAGAUUUUGAAGCAAGAGUCGGACUUUUAUUCUAGAAUAAAACGGGUUAAAUCAGAGUAUUUGCGUGCAAGUAGGAAGCCCAGGGAAGAAAUCCCAGAGAAGUUGCAAACAAAAUUAUAUGAAGUCGAAAAGAAAGACACAUUGAAAACGAUUAGCGAUAGCAAAGUCAAUUUUUGGAGGGAAGUAUAUGUUCUACAAGAGAGCUUAGAAACUUCUUUACGGCCUUUGCCUCUUGAAUACGCAACAUGGAACACAAAUGAAGUUCUAGCACAAUUAAGAAGUCCUUAUGUUGACUUUUACCGUAAAUCUUUCGUCUUGCAGGUCCUCUUUACAUUUAAUUUGAUAGAGGCAAUUUUGAGUGAUGAAUCUGUAAGCAAAUUUUAUCAAGCUCAAAUGGCAAUGCCGGGCCAGAGCACAGACAUACCGAGUGAGACCAAGUAUUCCGAAACUUUGGAUUUUUGUCGACAUUUGAUCAAGGAUAGGAUUGCCAACUUUUAUGAUUUCCGUGACAAGGAAUUUUCGCAGGUAAUAAAAUCAGCUCUACAGACUGAAAAGCUUUUCAUGAGGAACAAGAUAAGUAGGGGCUCAAAACAAUUAAGUGAUUUCGAAUAUUUAGAGGAGCCAUUUGGAACUCUUUCCAAGCCUGAUCACUCUUUCAAGAAAUUUGGAUGGAUACUUCUGGGUAAUAAAAAAAUCGAUAAAGUAUGGAAAAUCAAGACAGGUUUAGACCAAAUCAAGAAUAAUCACCCGAAUCCAAAAGAUUUAUACAUUACUUUGAAAGAGGAACAUGACAACAGUACUGAUGGGAAAGGAACGGUACAGUUGGAUGAAAGCAUUGUCAAGCAGUGGCAGUACCUUCGUUCUCUGAAAUCAGACUUCUUGUUCGACUUUCAUAAAGUUGACGAGAGUACUGGUAUCAACGGCCUAUUCGAAGAUAGUUUAAUCAAGCGCUCGAAGGAAAAGAAAAAGAAUCUGCGACUUCACUUAGAAGACGAAGAGAGGGAGAAGCAUGCAAAAAAACUCCAGGAGGCCCGAUCUUAUUUUCAAAAUAAAGAUCAGAAAAAGCGAGAGGCGGAAGAUGAACUAUCGACAACACUCUUGAAAAAGUCAAAAGCUGAGAAUGAAGCUUCCCCCAAUAUUGGCUCUUCACAAAAUGAGUUCACGGAACAGUCGAGUCCCUCCGUUGACAAUUCCGUGAAAACCACUGACCAUGAACGUAUGAACGGAGAGGAUUCUCAAGAAGGUACUUUGGGAAGCCACCAAGAGCAAAAAAAAGAAAAUGCAUUUGACACAGGAAACGAUGAAACGCCUCAGCCAACAGCUGAGAGUGUCAGCGUCUCUCCUAUUAAUGAGGAAGUUACGGCAAGCGACCCCUCAAUUGAAGAAAAAGAUGACCUUAGUGAAAGGCAAGAUGCUUGA
Lachancea fermentati is the source of this 2259-nucleotide messenger RNA. NCBI's taxonomy places the organism in Eukaryota, Fungi, Ascomycota, Saccharomycetes, Saccharomycetales, Saccharomycetaceae. The record is from the annotation of a GenBank genome assembly.